CCAAGACAUCAAUCAGCCUUCCAGCCUCCCUUGAUCAUUUCCCAAGAACCCUGAAAAAUUCUCACCCAGCGUCUUCUGUCAAUCACCGUCUUCCCAAUCACCCAAACAUACCAAAUAUGAAGUUCACUUUCGGGGUACUUUCCAUCGUCGCAACCAUCCUUAGCACUCCAACAGUUACGGCUGUCCCCACACAUGGCUUUCUUGGCAGACACGGAGGCUAUGGUGGCGGGUACGGUGGAGGAUACGGUGGCGGGUACGGUGGAGGAUAUGGUGGGGGGUACGGUGGGGGUUAUGGAGGCUACGGUGGAGGCUAUGGAGGCUUAGGUGGAGGGUACGGAGGUUAUGGUAGAGGAUAUGGUGGAGGCUAUGGAGGAGGCUAUGGUGGAGGAUAUGGAGGAGGGUACGGCGGAGGUGGUGGAGGACUUGGCUUUGGGCUCGGCCUUGGUGCAGGCGUCGGCAUCGGCAUCUAAACUAUUUGGCGUUGGCAUGCUAUAAGCCCAC
Messenger RNA from Puccinia graminis f. sp. tritici CRL 75-36-700-3, 501 nucleotides. RefSeq lists its product as uncharacterized. The transcript is spliced from 3 exons. Lineage: Eukaryota; Fungi; Basidiomycota; Pucciniomycetes; Pucciniales; Pucciniaceae. The coding region runs from base 117 to 470 and encodes 117 amino acids. The record is from RefSeq and is a predicted model, not a curated record.